AUGACAUUCCGCGGCCCGCUGAGUGGGUCGGUCUACGCUCUGUUUGUAGACCACAACAUCAACGGCCGGGUGCUGGUGCCUGGCGCGGCGUUUCUGGAGGCUGUUGGGGCUGUGUCUUCCGUCGGCGUCGGCUCUGAGCUGCGCAGGACCUUCUUCUUUAGCCCGCUCUCGCUGUCGGAGGCUGGAGCUGAAGGUGCUGCUUGGAUAGAGUGCGCACUGCUCGAGCGCAUGCCUUCUACCAUCGACGAAACCCCUUCUCCGUGGGCGUCGGACACGCCGUUUGAAGUCCGAAGGCCUCAGCAGUAUUUGCAAGCCAUCCACUCCAGAAGCGGUUGCGUCAGCGGACUGACCCCGGCUGCAUUCUAUCGCUGUCUUGCGGGAGCGGGGCUGUCGUACGGGAUGAGCGUGCACGUAGCUGACCUGGAUGGCGCGAUGCAGGCGAGUGCGCUAAUCGCGCGUGGACAGGGGACGGACACGAAAUUGCCGUUCGCCAUCGAGGUGGCGAGGCUGUGCGGGCGAUCCGCAGGCCAUCUGCUUGCAACAGUGACGUCAGCCGAAGGAAGCGACUCGGAUAUUGAUCUCGGCGGCACGCGCUCGGAGACCUGUACGCAGCUGAUUGGCUUCCAAGUCCGAGCACUUCGCCCAGCCUCUGCAUACAAGGAGCCGAAGCACCUCUACAUAGCCGACUGGAUCGACGCUCCGAAGCAGCGGCAGGGCUUGGUCGACAUGGCUGUCCUCUUCCGCGAAGCGCAUUGCAAGACCACGCAUUUGCAGGCGCAAGAAAGGGGGCGUGUCGUUCUUCCACACGCGCUUCUCAUGUCGACGAGCACAACGGCCCCGCUAGCUGCCCUGGCGGCAAGCAGGCAGCUCAUGCUGGCCGCAAACUCCGACAAGUCGUCCGAGCCGCCGCUCUGGCUGCUGUCCGAUGAGCCCGAGCUCGCGUGCUCGGGUAAGGCUGUGCGCGUCCCUCGGCUGGCAACGGCGGCCUCGCUGCAGGCGGGCGGCCAGCCGCGGCUGCACGGAGCGCAGCUUCUGACGGGCGGGACGGGCGGCCUUGGCAUUGUCACCGCGCAGUGGCUGGCUGGGUGUGGCGCGUCGGCGCUCCUGCUCGCCUCGCGCAGCGGCGCGGUCGCCGACGGCGUCGCGGCUUUGGAGCUGCGAGCGAGCGGGGCCGACGUCCGCGUCGCCCUCUGCGACGCAGCCGACGCCGCCUCGACGGGCCGGCUGCUGGCGGCGGC
Molecule: messenger RNA, 1238 nt
Organism: Emiliania huxleyi CCMP1516
Lineage: Eukaryota; Haptophyta; Isochrysidales; Noelaerhabdaceae
Exons: 4
Biological process (GO): DIM/DIP cell wall layer assembly; fatty acid biosynthetic process
Cellular component (GO): plasma membrane; cytoplasm
Molecular function (GO): fatty acid synthase activity
Source: RefSeq, a predicted model, not a curated record